UCUCCCCUCAAUGAAACAUGUUGGAAAUGUCUGGUUUGUUCAUAGAUUCUUUGUUGCUAAAAUGUAGACAGGAUACAACGAACAUUUCACAACUAAUCUUCCUCGGAUAAGUAGGCUAAUAUACCCAUAGAGUUCAGAACUCCGGUUCUGGAAACAUUGUUGCCAGUUGCAUGGACUAUGCUUGUCGUUAGUAUGUCGAGAUAGAUGGACUUGGGAACACGCAUCCUCUGGUGCUUGUAUCUGUGGAGAGUUCGCUUCAUAUUGUACAUGCUUACUUGUGUCUUCUACUCGGAAUGCCUAUUUAACACAGACCAUUCGACUCUCGAAGGGAAUCAAAACGGUCAUAGUUUGGUUCAGAGGGGAGAGCGAUCACUCCGACGCGCAAACAAACACCCCACCCCCCACCGUAGCCCAAUUUUCAUUCAUAAGCUUUCACCCCUUGUUUUUCUAUUCAUCUCUAGAUCCGUUGAUUUGAUCCUCUGUGGUUUCUAUCACAUGGGACGUCUCUCGGUCAACUAAACCCUAGGGCAUAGACAUAUUUGAAGUAGCCUACACUAGGACUGUCGGUGUAUUUGUCCUUUUACAAUACAAUAAUUAGGCCGCCCGUCUAUCUCCUGGCUAAACCUAGUUACUGUGCUCCGUGUAAGCUACCGUGGGGUUUCAUGAAGUCAAUAAAUUAUAGGGCUCUGCUUAUAAGCAAGCUGUCUUCGCGCAGAUAAUGUAUAUCUACUAAUUGUAUCCGUUUUUAAACGUAUUUGUAUGCUUGCGUCAUGUUGAUUAGACUGACAUGUGUUUAUGCCUAUUGAGUAGGGUCCCGUUUGCGUUACAGUUUCAAGAGAUACGACUGACUAUAUAGCUAGACCUACCACGGUUAAUUCCAGAAGCUGUUGAUAUUUUAAACCAGUAAUGGUAUUGGCUUUAAUUCAGUUGUCAAAUUUGCUUGAAAUUAUAUGGACAUAAAGUUGACACUGUUGUCGGGUUCUGUCGUGACCUUAGUUUUGUCACCACAUUUCCUUCUUACAUUCUUUCGUUUAGUAAUCGAAUAAUACGCGAGGCAGCUCAUUUUGUCCUUUUGGAUCGUGGCCUCGUUCCGUCGCCUUGGCACAUUUAAAUGUUAACCAGUCAUACAAAUGUAAAUGAGGACGGGAAGUAGCCUAUUUGUACUGAAGUUUGGAUGUGUGCAUAUUGAGGAAGGUUUUCCGAUGCAUGCCAAGUCCAUGGUGAAUGUCGGAAGUGGUGAUCACCCCAGAUGGCGCUCCAAAGUCAACAUGGCCCUGGCGGUUCAUUAGUGGUGAUUCAGCAGCCUUCCCUGGAGGACCGGCAGAGGUCAGAUUACGAGCGGGAGCUCCAACAUGCCGCCAUCCUUUCCCUGGACCAAAUCAAGGCCAUCCGCUCCAGCAACGAGUACACAGAAGGGCCCUCGGUGGUCCGGAGGCCCCCUGCGCCCCGCAUGGCGCCCAGGCCCGACAAGCAGCAGGAGAGGACUCACGAGGUGAUCCUCGUCAAUGUGAACAACAACUACGAGCACCGGCCGGUAGGGCAGGGCCACCACGGUGGGGUUGUGGUAGUGGCCGGGGGCCAGCAGUGUAGCGCCAGGGCCCCGGGCCUUAAUCGCUCCACCAGUACAGGCAGUGCGGCUAGCUCAGGGAGCAACAGCAGUGUAUCCUCUGAGCAGGGACUCCUGGCCCGCUCGCCUCCCUCUAGGCCUGGGAUGGUGGCCCUCCACCAGCACCACCACAGAGCUGAGCGUGCUCAGCCUCUUCGGACUCAGCCCAAGGCACUGCUAGCCUCCCAGCAGGGCUCGCACCCGCUGCCGCCACUGGAGGCACCGCUCAAGCCCUCAGGGAAAGGGGACAUGGCCUCUGGCCACCAGUUCAUCUGCGAAUGCUGCGGGAAGUGCAAGUGCGGAGACUGCACAGCCCCAAGGACCCUGCCCUCAUGCCUGGCCUGCAACGGCCAGUGCCUGUGCUCGGCGGAGAGCGCCCUGGAGCAUGGCACGUGCAUGUGCCUGGUCAAGGGCAUCUUCUACCACUGUUCCAACGACGACGAGGGGGAUUCGUGCGCCGACCACCCCUGCUCGCUGUCACGCUCCCACUGCUGCUCACGCUUUCUCUGCAUGGGAUUACUGUCGGUACUGUUCCCCUGUUUGCUGUGCUACCCGCCCGUCAAGGGGUGCCUGAAGGCGUGCCAGGGCUGCUACGACCAAGUCAACAGGCCCGGCUGCCGCUGCAAGAACUCCAACACUGUCUAUUGCAAACUGGAGCGCUGGUCCCACCAGGCCCAGGAAAAGCCUUCCUGAUCCUGUAUGUGUGUGUGUGGGUAGAGUGGCGGGCAGUUGUUCCCCUGUGUGGUUCUGACAAUGAUAAUGAUGAUGACCAUAAUAGUCACUAUUACUAUUGAUGUUUAUCAAACAUUUUAAGCACCUCCCACCCAAUUCCAUUUCUCCUGAAAGGAGUAAAGCACGGAAUAUGAAAACCACUCAAUUAUUUUUUCUUCUUUUUCUCUCCUUCCUUUUUGCAACAGGACCAUGUUUUUACAGACCAGUGUUUGUCUUCAAUGGUUGUUUUUUUUUUUUUGUCUCUCUUCAGCUACUCAUUAACACUUUUAAUUUUUUUUUGAAAUAAUUUUCUGUUAGCUAGGCAGUGUUUACCUGGUGCUUUAAGCUUCAAGUGAGAGCAGCCUCUUACCAAAUCUGUGAAGGACUAUCUAGCUAGGCAAUAUGUAGCUGUUACCACGUGUUCAUAGCAAACAAGGAUUGCUGGAAUUCCCAGUUGCUACCCCACUCAGACCAUGGCUAGCUGGGUUUCUGUGCUCGAGUUGCAUUGUGGAAAGCACAUCCAUCUCAUAGUAUUCUGUUGGAUAUGUUUCUCCCCCUUCCCCACUCAUCAUUCACACACAUUCUGUGGCAUUCUUUCCCUUGUUUUUGUUUUGUAAAUUGUAUGCUCAAAUCCAUAAGAGCGAUCUGGCUUUAAAAAAAAAAGGAAAAUGUCUUUUUUUUUUUUUUGUAAAAAUAUUUAUUAUGUGAAGCUCUAUUAUUUUAUGAUAUUUAUUGCAAAAGACAGUCUUAAAUUUACUCAUGUCUGAAUAUAACAAUAUCAAUACUUACUGAAAAAGGAAAGGGUGGCACAAAAGAAUAAACUAUGUUAACUUUAAUGCAGAAAAUAUAUUAAUUAAUGAAAAAAAAUGUCUUGUGUCUUGAUUAUCCUCUUUACAUUGACCCUUGGGAGUGUUUAACUCUGGUUUGAAAGCUUUCUGGGUAAUAAGGCAUUUCAUAAGCAGUGAUUGGGUGCAAGUUUAGUUCUUGUAUCAUUUCUUUGCGUAAUGUGAAAUAGUUUGGUCAACACCACUUUGCUGUACAUUCAUUUGUUCAUGUGUGGAAUUCUGGUUAAAAAAAUGUACUUGAAGUGAGUCAGAACCACUUUUAACCUGAAUGUUGCAAGCCCGUUAUUUCGGGAUUCUAUUUAUUGGCUUGAUUACUCUUUAAACUGAUCAUGUAAAAUAAGCCUACAUCUGAAUGCGAAAUGGCCACCAAUGAUACUAACUGGAAGUUCCAACACUUGAGAAACUUCAUUCCAGGCAAGAGGUCAUCAACAAACUAAGCAAUAGCUUUAAUCCCUGGUUUUAAAAGUUGCUACAGUAUAUCAGAAUCUUCCCAACUCUCAAAUGGUCUCCAUAUUGUGAGGCCACAGUAUGUGUCUGAGAAAUGAGAGCCACCAUUACAACUACCCAGGUCCACCUGUUCAAAGAUAAUAAACCUAUCAAUGCCAAGCUUUUAUGGCAUGGUUCAUUCACUAAAAGUAAAGAUGGGGCAGAUACAGCCCCCAUUUGGCUGCCUUUUUCAUUUGUCAGUGAAUUUAUCACUCUGGAAGUUUGCUGACCCCCAGGGGAUGAGUCUUCACUUCUAAAGGUUAGUGAGUCUGAAAUAGCAGAGCGGCAACAGGAAAUGCACUAAAAUACCAGGGUUUAACUUUGAGGUGGCAAUUAGUAUUUCAGACAAUCUCAGUUUGGAGGGAGUGGGGAAACUUGACCUCAGGAAUAAAACAAGCACAGUUGUUCAUGGAGGUAAAGUCUAAUGUGGAUAAUAUAACUAGGCUGGGUGGUAAACAUUGAGUGGUAUUUUUGUAGAAACCAAAGAAGUGGCAUUUUGUGAUUUAUCUGGAUAAGCUCUUGCAGGGAACAACCUGUAGGAUUCCCUGUCACUGUGGUUCAACAGUUUGCAUGAACAGAACAACUCUUCCAAAUGGCUCCUUUUUAAUGUGCAUUUCCCUUUUUUGCUGGAAUGUACCGUUUGUUCCUCUGAAUGGUUGAGUGGGUUAGCGAUUUGUCAAUUUCCUGUUACCUUUCAGAGCUGCAAUUCGAGACCCAUUUGCUUCUGGACAAUCGCAAACAAUGGGAGGCCUCUUUUUUUUCAGGUUUCACUUUAGAUCCCUGACACAGGACAGAGCAAAAAUUUUAUUCAGGAGGCGGCUAACAGGAAGCAAACGUUUACUUAAUAUUUUCCAGUCUGACCCAAAUAAGGAAAUAUAUAUUUGCUCACCAUUUCCAGGUCUCAGCUUUUAACAAGAGUCCCUUAAAAGCCUUAUUCCCCCCCCCCCCCCCCCCCAAAUUAGAUGAAAUACCAAAAUAAGUUUUAAGUGUCUGAAUACUAGUUUCCUUUUUUUAUAUAUCAGAUUCCACUCCAUGAAAUUAUUUGUAAUCGCCCCUACAAGCUUCCAUAGUCAUCAUCAUUGUGUCACGUGCAGCAGUCUAAGGCACUGCAUCUCAGUAAAUAAAAGAAAUGGUUAAAAG
Salmo salar (Atlantic salmon) is the source of this 4788-nucleotide messenger RNA. RefSeq names its product sprouty homolog 1 (gene spy1). Gene Ontology annotation, biological process: animal organ development; multicellular organism development; negative regulation of fibroblast growth factor receptor signaling pathway. NCBI's taxonomy places the organism in Eukaryota, Metazoa, Chordata, Actinopteri, Salmoniformes, Salmonidae. Gene Ontology annotation, cellular component: cytosol; membrane. The record is from RefSeq and is a predicted model, not a curated record.